Macrobrachium nipponense is the source of this 727-nucleotide messenger RNA. RefSeq lists its product as uncharacterized. Gene Ontology annotation, cellular component: endoplasmic reticulum; membrane. Gene Ontology annotation, molecular function: protein-macromolecule adaptor activity. Bases 94 to 579 code for a protein of 161 amino acids. NCBI's taxonomy places the organism in Eukaryota, Metazoa, Arthropoda, Malacostraca, Decapoda, Palaemonidae. The record is from RefSeq and is a predicted model, not a curated record. The transcript is spliced from 5 exons.
GUUUUGCGCAAAGCUCGAGUCAGUUGUCUUGUUGUUGUUGCAGCAGACGACACAGUCGGUGAAGGUUUAGUAAAGGCAGUGGAGCUGAUCGGGAUGGUACACCAAGUGAUCUACGCUCUGAGAGGUUGGAUUGCCUUCGUGGCUUUUAUCGACAUGGGCAUGGCCGUACAGUGUUUCCUGGACGCCGACUCCUUCCUGGGCACGCAGCUCUAUACCAAGGGUGAUAUUGCGGAACACGUAAAUCCUGCAAUGUCCAGAUUACUGGGGACACAUCGCAUACUAAGCGCAUUAAUAAUGACGCAUUGCGCUCUCUGCAUACAUCACAAGCCGAUAUUAAGUAUGGCGGUGUGCAGCUGCCUGUUGACCAUCGCAGCGAAUGGGACGGAGACCCUGUGGUAUGGAACGGCUCCCAUCAACUUCUACACACUCUUCCCCGUAGCAAUAGCAGCGGUGACCAUCGUGGGGCUGUGCAUAGCGCCGACGUUUCUUAAAAGCCCCGAAGUGGAAGCCGAGGAGGAGACGCACCUCCUGAAGUUGGGUCUCCCGAGGAAGAAGUGCUGGAACAAGAAGCGAACCUGAUGCAUUGGAGAGGCCGCGCACAACCUGGGCUUCGUCAGAUAAUCGCCAACAGAGACACAUUAACUGAAUAGCUGUUAGUUCCUGGUUUCUGGAAAUGACAUUGAAUUAUAUAUUCCAAUUGGAGGGACUGGCUCUCUCUCUUCUCCUC